Xyrauchen texanus (razorback sucker) is the source of this 7058-nucleotide messenger RNA. Its product is annotated as RUN domain-containing protein 1-like. Lineage: Eukaryota; Metazoa; Chordata; Actinopteri; Cypriniformes; Catostomidae. The record is from RefSeq and is a predicted model, not a curated record. Bases 306 to 2012 code for a protein of 568 amino acids. The transcript is spliced from 5 exons.
CGUUGCGCCACGCUUUUUAGACGCCGUACCAAGUUACAAAGUACGUCUUUUAAACACUUUCAAACACGCGUCUCGAGAUAUUUGCGUUCUACUCGCGAGAACGUUUCGAACUGAACGCCCCCUCAGAACUCUGGUAAGGUGGUUCCAUGUUAUUGCACGAUCUUUGUGUUUGCGAUUACGCUGCAAUGUGUUCUGUACCACUGUGGUGCACCUGCUAGAAGGCAGACGUUGCGCAUAGUCUGCAUUCAAAAGUUUGCCGACGUUAAAUAUAUUUUUUAAGAGCUGUCUACUCCAACUCUCAUCACAUGUCGACGGAGGAUUUGUCCACUUCUGACAGCGAGGCUGCCUUCGCGGGAGCCGGGGAGCGAUGGGCGCCCGUGGGAGCGGUGGCCAGCCCGGAGGAUGAGCAGUGGAAGCGGGACACGCAGGCUGGAGCAGCGUCGUCCGGCGAGACAGACAUGGUAGCGAGGCUGAGAAAGCUUGAGGACGAGCAAGAGCAGCUGAAUUCAUCACUUCUCGCCCUAACAUCACACUUUGCGCAAGUGCAGUUUCGACUCAAACAGACUGUCCAUGCUCAAAGCGAGGAGAAAGAGAGGAUGCUGCUGGAGCUGGAGGAGUUUGCUUUCAAAGGAUGCCCUCAUGUCAUCGGGUGCAGAGUACAGGACGCCCAGAUGUUGGAGAACUCUAGUGAAAGAGAGAAGAGGGAGCGUUUGGAAGCUCAGAGAAAGAAGCAGAAGGAACUGAUUUUCCAGCUGAAGACCCAACUUGAUGACCUGGAACGCUUUGCCUACCAGGAGGGAAGCUAUGACUCAUUGCCUCAGUCUGUCGUCAUGGAGAGGCAGAGGGUGAUCAUUGACGAGCUGAUCAAGAAGCUGGAUGUGAACCUUAAUGAAGAUAUAGGGAACCUUACUCCAGAGGAGCUCCGGCAGAGAGUGGAUUCUGCCAUAGCUCAGAUUGUCAACCCAGCCAGAGUUAAAGAGCAACUGGUUGAGCAGCUCAAGACCCAGAUUAGAGACCUGGAGAUGUUCAUUAACUUCGUACAGGAUGAGGUGGGAAACCCUCUGUUAAAUGAUGGUGCAAACAGCCAACAGGCCCGAGCAGCUGGACCAAACACUGGAGCCACUAGAAGGAUGAAGCAAGUGGACCCUGAACAGGCGCAGAGGAUGCGAGAAACAGGGCUUCAGCUGAUCCAGAAAGCCUUAGCUGUGCUGCAGAUAUUUGCUUUGAGCCAGUUUGGAUGCGCUGCGGGGCAUAUGCCCCAGAAUGUGUGGUCUCAGGGGGGCGAGUCUCAAGAUUACGGCCCUCUGCUGAAGAAACUGGAUGGAGCUGUGGAGCACGUACGUCUCCAAGCCUCUCGCCAGCAGCCGGCCCCUCAGGUGGAACAUGUGGUCAGUUACACCACCUGCCUGUCACCAGGAGGACCUCGGGACGAACUCACCGCUUCUGUACGAAAGGAGUUGGCCGUGGCACUGCGGGACCUGCUAGCCCAUGGUCUGUACACUCCUUCUCAGGGCAUGAGCCUGGUGCUGGCGCCCAUUUCCUGCCUGUUGCCUUUCAGCGCAUCUCCACAAACCUUGCAUCCAUGGGAACUCUUUGUCAAGUACUAUCGCUCCAAAAAUGGCCAGGCCUUUGUGGAGUCCCCUGCCCGCCAGCUCUCGCAGUCUUUUAGUUUGCAUGUAGGGGACGGUCCCGUGACAGUCACACCAAAACAGUCUCUGUUAUGGGCCAUUCAUACUGUGCUUAAAGAGCAUGGGAGAUAUAAACGUAGUGUAGACUCCGAGUUUAAGGCCUUAGUGUGCAUGGCACUCAAUGAGCAGAGGCUUGUGUCCUGGCUCAACCUGCUGUGUAAGUCUGGGACGUUAAUACACUCGCACUACCAGCCGUGGAGCUACAUGGCCCAGACGGGCUUUGAGGGUGCUUUGCGCAUAUUGGGCCGCCUCAGCCAUCUCAGGUUCAGCCUACCUGUCGACUUGGCUGUCAGACAGCUGAAAAAUAUUAAAGAUGCUUUUUGAGCAAACUAAAAUGCUGGAAGUUUGUGUAAUAUAGAAAAGGGUAUGCAGUUGAGUAUGCUAUAGCACUAAUUAUCUGAUUAAAGGGAUAGUUCAUACCAAAAUGAAAAUUCUUUUGAGGUACUCUGAUAGCGCUUUUCCACCAACAUGGUUCGGGGGUGGGUUCCUGGGCCGGUGCGAAUUCUUGAACUGUUCUGCUUGUUUCCACCACAGAAAAGGCGGUGCGGGGCCGAAAACCUGGUCGACACCGGCCCCAAUACUUGCUGGUAAACAAAGAAUCGCAGAUGUCCUGAUCUCAGUCAUUUAUUAUAUUUGUCAACUUUGUUAGCUUUCCUUACACUGUUUUCCUCUUAAUUUGUGCAUUGUGUUGUUCAGUAAGGGCAUUUUUGACCAGCUACUCUACUUCAGAAGAUUGCGGGCUAUCUGUCAAGUAAACUUAGGGAUUCUCAAUAAAGACGUAAACAUAAUAUUAUAUGCUAUGGCAAAACUCCAAAUAUAACCAUCUGCUAGGGCUGGGCAAUAUGGCAAAAAAAAAUCUAACAAUAUUCUUUUUCAUAUCAUUCGAUAUCGAUAUUUAUCAUGAUAUUGAAUCACAUUUGCACAUUGCACAUUUUUUUAAUUUCCAAAAAAAGAACAGAAAACAAAAUCCUUAAAAGUCUAAAUAGUCUUUACAAAACUGCAUUGGGGGCCCAGACACAGCCAAUGCAGUGGUGUCCGAGGGAUCUUCUAUGAAAAUAUUACAAUAUUUUAUAGAGUUUAUCAAUUGAGUGCAGUUGGAUAUGAAUGUUAUAAGAUGAUCUGUUCAUUUUGAAUCAUAAUAACAGUAUAUAUAUAUAUAUUAGAUUUUUUUUUUUACAUUCAAAUUAUUUUCAUAUUUCUUUACAUACAGAUAAGUAUGGGGGCAUAGAAGCCCUUGUGACUGAGGAAAGAUACUUUAUGGGGGUUCAGGGAGAAGUUCUCCAGAGAGAAACUUUUGAAAAUGGAACUGAAAUCUAUUAGUUUAUUAUUAAAGGCUUGGAACAUAUUAAUAAAUAAAAUUGAUUAAUAAAACUAAAUUUAUAAAGAAUUGACUUUAUGGUCUAAAGGCGCCCUGGAAACACGCACCUCAUGUUUACAUGUGGGGGAAAAGAGGAUGCGGGUGCGGCCCGGGACAGGGCAUCAUUGAGGCGUGUUUCAGUGCCAGAGAAAAAUAUUCAAGAAUACAGCGCAGAAAGAUCAGAUAUGAUGUAACAGGUACUGUUGUUUUGUCGCUCAGCACGCACCAGUGGAAACAUACGACAAGAAAGACAAACUGCUAGUGUUUUUAGCAACACUCAUGUCUAGAUGUAGAACACAGGCUAAAUAUCGAAAAUUACUCAAAAGCUUAUCGUCAAUAUUGAGUUUUUUUUUUUUUAUCACGAUAAAUAUUGAUAUCGUUUUAUUGCCCAACCCUACCAUCUGCUACACCAAUGUUAAUAAUUAUUCCACUGUAACAGUUUACAGAAUUUACCAAGUUAAGCCAUAGUUCAUACAAAAUAAUGUGCUUGCAUUACCUGUCGUCUUUAGCGUAGAUGUCAUCUCUGACAAUCUUGUUAAGCAAUAUAAUACAGUUGGAUUGCAUUACUCCGUAUAUUAAAAUAUGCCAUCAAAAACAAGAGUAAAAGCUGAUUUAUGGGCAGGUAAGGUAGUCGCGUAACUCAUUAUGUCACCAUUUGUUUCUGAAGUCAGUGGAAAAGUGCAGCCGGCUUACAGAAGAUUCCAGAUUGCCCUGGGCGUGAACCAGCUGACACAGGCUCAGCACACAAGCCAUCGCCAUAUUGGUGGAAAAGGGCUAUCAGAAGAAUGAGUACUCUGGAAUAAGAACAGUUAAUAUAAAAGUUCUUUCAAAAUGAAGCAAUUUAAGUACUUUUUAAAGGGAGGGUUAACCUAUGAGAUGGUUCACCAAUGUCUCAUCAUUUAUUCACCCACAUGCCAACCCAGAUGUGUAUGACUUUAUUUCUUCUGCUGAACACAUAGAUUUUUAGAAGAUUUUCUCAGCUCUAUAGGUCCAUAGAAUGGAUUGUGAUCAGCACUUUAAAUCCUCUAAAAACACAGACAGUGAGCAUAAAGGUAAUCCAUAUGACUCCAGUGGUUAAAUCAAUGUCUUAAGAAAUGAUAUGAAAGGUAUGGGUGAGAAACAGAUCAAUAUAGAAGUCCUUUUUUGCCAGAAAUGUUUCUCUCUGCCAAGUAGGGGUGAUAUGCAUGAAGAAUGUGAAUCACCAAAACACAAGAAGAAUGUGAAAGUGAUCUGUUUCUCACACACACCUAUCAUAUCGCUUCUGAAGACAUUGAUUUAACCACUGGAGUCUUAUGGAUUACUUUUAUACUGACUUGUGUGAAUUUUGGGGGUUCAAAAUUUUGGCACCCAUUCACUUGCAUUGUAUGGACCAAAAGAGAUUAAAUAUUCUACUAAAUAUCCUCAUUCGAGUUCAGCAGAUGAAAAAAAGUCAUAUAUAUCUGGGAUGGCAUGAGGGCGAGUAAAUUAUUUUUGGGUGAACUAUUCCUUUAAGGCUCAACAUUGAUUUUGGCCCACAUGCCUCCUGUCUCCUCUUAACUUAAGAGGAUGAUGAAGGCAAAUGCUGCACCAGUCACACCUCAUAGGUUCAAUUUAGGAUAAAUUGCUUAAUUCAGUGACCAUGAGCAUGUGACUGCAUCCACCUACUAUACAUGCAGUCAUGCACAUUCAUAAACAUGUAACUUUUUGGUGGAUUUGUUAUGGCCAGCUUUUACCAAAAUCAACAAUACUACUGUAUGUAGAUUUAUUACUUGAACUCUUCUCAAGGGCCGUGUUAGAGGUCAUUGUGUAUGUUGGAGAUCAUCUACUGUAUAUAAAUUAGGUAAACAUGAACUAAAGUGAAAUGUUAACUGACCACUUUAAUGCGAUUUGUUUAGUUAUAAACCUUAUGAGGCCAAGUUACAAUACAAAAACUGAGAUUGUACUAAAUUAUUGGACAGUGGUUCACCCUCAACAAAUAAUAUUGCUUUUCAUUUAAUAGUGGUUUGUAUUUGCAUUACUUGAGGUCUUAACAUUUCAAACACUGGAAGUGUGCAUAUCAGGUUUGGGUCAUUUCAGCUCUGUUACUCCUUGUGUGUCCUGAUCACUGUCUGAGAAGACCAUGCAUGCUGGUGAGACCUCACCUAGGUCGAACAGUACACUUAGUAUUACUUGUCAUUUAGUACAAAGUGAGAAAAACAAUAACAUAUAAAUUGUCAACAAUGUUGGUAAAUCACUGAAUUCUCUCCACUGCUUUCAUUCCACUGCCUGGCCCAUUUCAACCAGUUGUCACUUGAAAAUGAUUGUAGAAAACUGAUGAGAUUAUCAGAAACCUGUGAGCACAUGAGGUCAAUAGAGUUAAUCAUAUAACCAUAAUGAAUAUGAGACUGAUUUGCUUUGCAUUAAUAUUGACUGAAUUAUAUAAAUUGUAUGUUCUGCCACCAUUCAGAGGCUCUGCUUGAAUAUGUGUUGUCAAUUCUUGUUUUCUGCUCUAAAAUAUCGAAUGUACAAUCAUUGAAAUUGUAUCCUGCAACCUGAUUCCACAUUACUUAUUAAACCACCCUGAAUACUGAUUUAACAAAUGUAUGGAGGAAGAGGGGGUGGUUCUUACCUUCUCCAGUAAAUUGAUUCAGGUUUCAAUGUAUUUUCCUGCACCAUCCAGAUAUGUAUGGAUGUUUGUGAUACAUUUUUCUUUCUUCAUCUUUCUUCAUCAAAACAGAAUUUAAGACUUAGGAUUUCAUUUCAUGCCUUUAAACUAUGCAAGUGAAUGUACUCCAUUUUUUGAUGGUCCAAAAUAUAUAUUUAGGGUGCAUCAAAAUAAUCCAUAAGACUCUUGUCGACAAAUAAAGUUCUUUUGAUUAUUUUGAGCAGUAAUGUGCUUCCUGACUCCUCCUACACGUGACACAUAACCCUACCAACAAUUUUAUGUCAUCCCUCUUAUGAGCGCACGUCACAGAGAUGUACGGAAGCGAGUAUACAAGGAUUUUUUUGUUUCUAAAAAUAAUAAAUCAUUUGCAUUCAGAAGAACUAUAUUUGUCGACUGGAGUCGUGUGUAUUAAUUUGAUGCAACCUAAAUAUGCAAUUUGGACCGUCAAAAAAGUACAUUCACAUGCAUUGUUUAAAGGAGAAGGCCUGAAAUGAAAUCCUAAAAAUCUUAAAUUCUGUUUUGAUGAAGAAAGAAUCUCAUCAAAACAUUGUGGAUAGCCUGAGGGUGAGUACAUUAUCAACAAAUUUUCAUUUUUGGGUGAACUAUUCCUUUAAAGGAGAAGCAGCACCAAAACUGAGUGUUUCUGACAGAGGGUCAGAAUGAAGGUGGAAAAUCAUCAUGUUUUACAAAUGUAUGACUGUUUUUUUGUGCAAAUAAUGUUACUAAUGUUAUAAGUAAGCAUGUCAUGACCGCUUUAUUGGUCUCAAUUAUGCCAUUUUAUCUUUUCUUUGUCUGGAAAGACAAUUGGCCUAUUUUCUAUCCUUUUGGUUCAUCUUUGUGUUCAUACUGUAUCUCUUAAGGAAUUACUGUUCUGUUGUGAAUCAUUGUUUUAUUUGGCACACUCAAAUUAUACCUUCUUGCUCCUUCCAUGACAUAUCAAAUAAGCCAUGAUUUAAAAACAAUAAAAAAAACAUAUCUUUGCCAUGCUUUUGGCAAAAAUAGAAAGAUUAAUAUGGUAGAAUAGCCAUUCUGAACUCCGUCAAUUCAAUUAUCUUUCUCUUUCAUCCUAAUCUGUAUUUUUCCUAGAAAAUCUUAUUAAAUUUGUAACACUUGACAAUAAUGUUCCAUUUGUUAACAUUAGUUAACAACAUUAGUUAACAUGAACUAACAAUGAACAAUACUUUUACAGCAUUUUAUAAUCUUGGUUAAUGUCAAUUUCAACAUUUACUAAUACAUUUUUAAAAUUAAAAGAUGUAUUUGUUAACUUUAGUUAAUCCAGGAACUAACAAUUAACAAUUCUAUUUUUUAUUAACUAAUUGCUGUUAAAAAUAUUUUGUCCAUUGUUAGUUCAUGAUACCUAAUGCAUUUAUGAAUUGUUGUGAAAAGUCAA